AUUGUCUAAGCGAAUGGUGACAAUUUGUGGCAAGCCUGGUAAUUUACAGAAUAUUACGGCACACAGACAUCAAAAAUAAGGAUGGCACCCUUGAGUAUGCGGUGUAUUUUCAUUGUUGCUCUCUUCGGCGGAUCUUUCGCACGUGCCGGUGAAGAGGCGAAAUCGGUUCUACACGAUUCCAAAGUCACGCACGAUCGAGAUCAUAUCAAGGAGCAUCUAAAAGAGGAAAUUGAGUUCAAAGAAGAAGAAAUGAGUGAUGAAGACCUACAGUUCCACUACUUCCGACUUCAUGAUUACGACGGAAACAGAAAACUGGACGGACUGGAGAUUAUGCAUGCCAUCAGCCAUUAUCAGAACGAGUCGGGAGUAACAGACAAGGAGGAAACUUCGGACGAAGCUAAUUCGAGAACCGUGGACCAGAUUUUGGACGAGGAUGACUUAAAUUCAGACGGAUAUAUUGACUAUCCCGAAUAUAUCGCAUCGCAUAAAACCACGACCAAAAAUUCAGAAGGGCACGCAAACUAACCCGAUACUCAUUCCAGAAAAACUGCUUUUCUAUGUAAUUCUGAUUUCAACUAUUGCCUUAGUUUUUUCAAAUAUAACAUUGAUUAUUAAGACGGGAAAAAAAACUAAUGUUACUUUUGCGCGUAGUAUCCGUUCCGACUCGUUGUUUCAUCACGUCACGCAACGUGCUCACACGUACGGGAAGACAGAGC
Molecule: messenger RNA, 716 nt
Organism: Pocillopora verrucosa
Lineage: Eukaryota; Metazoa; Cnidaria; Anthozoa; Scleractinia; Pocilloporidae
Product: multiple coagulation factor deficiency protein 2 homolog
Molecular function (GO): calcium ion binding
Source: RefSeq, a predicted model, not a curated record